Laccaria bicolor S238N-H82 is the source of this 1662-nucleotide messenger RNA. RefSeq lists its product as uncharacterized. The transcript is spliced from 9 exons. Lineage: Eukaryota; Fungi; Basidiomycota; Agaricomycetes; Agaricales; Hydnangiaceae. Bases 1 to 1662 code for a protein of 553 amino acids. The record is from RefSeq and is a predicted model, not a curated record.
AUGUCUGAACCUCGUCAGCUUCGUGCGCGUAAAUUGGUACCAGUCGUCCUUUUGCCCCCUGUAGGCCAAGGCCGGGCAAGCACCAGAGGAGCUGGAAAGUCUGCCCCAACCAAGGAGGCUGAGAGUGCGACCGCCAUUGAAGCUAGCGGCAAUGCAGUUUCCGACACCGUAGCCUCCCAGGCCGUCGGUCUUCCUACUCGCUCCAAGAAAAAAAGCGACGCCAGCGUCGAAGCCAUCGUCAACACCGAAUCGACUCCGGCAGUCAAGCGCCCUCGUCGUUCCAAAAAAAAAAAUUCCAAAGCUGUCAAGAGAGCGCCUGUGCGGAAUUCGGAGCCUGAGAAGUCAGCUGUGACUACAGACAAUGAAAGCGUCACAGACACCGACACUAGCAUCAAGGCCGUGGUUGAGGCCCAACCCACUCAGGAUGAACCAUCCUCCACCACAGCAGACGCCAUGGUCGACCAACAUGGACUCAGCUCGGUCACGAAGACUUUGGGUCCUCUCAGUACUUCCGAACAUCAAGACACUGCGAAAACCAAUAUCCCCAAAACAAUCUGUGCCUACGGACGCCAAAAAGAGGUUAUGCCCGUGGACGACCCAGAUACCACGCCAACCCAGAACCUUGUUUCUCGCGAUAAUCGACGCAAGGAUGACAUACCGGACGCUGCCCAAGACAUCUUUUACAGCAGAAACCCGAAUGCUAGGGCUUCAAAUGCCUCUGCUUCUGCUACUUCGGUAUUGCCUUUGGGUCUCCAGGCUACGCUAAUAUCUGCCUCAUCAAGAGUUUCCCCAUCAGCGGACGCCACUUUCGCGAUCAAAUCGACUCUAAUUCCGACCAAUGAUUCUUCUGGUUUUCUUCCAUCUUCACCGCUCUCCCGCACGACAGGGCCCGCUCCUCGUUCAAGGGGCCUCUACAAAAUACGUAACUGGCCGGACAUCCCCCCCCUCAAUGUUAUUGACCCUGCGCUGAACUUUCGCGAGCCCUUGACCCCGGACCCAGCGUCCAGUGAUGAGGAAUUUGAUUCCACGAUGCCGUCGGAUGACGGGCUUCCCCUCCCUUCAGCAUCAGCUGUUCCACAUCCAGGGACCAACUAUUUCUGCCGUAUUGGCAGAGCUAUCGAGGACCUGGGUUAUGUAGGUUAUCGAUCAAGGAUUGGGUUGGCUGGGCCGGGCGAUUGGGCUGCGUAUGCCCCAUACAUUUGUUGGUAUAAUCGCGCCAGUCAUGAAUGGGAGCAACUCCCCCCAGGAUAUACCACAGAGAAACCUCGGGCGUUACACGAUCUUGCUGAGGUGGAGGCAUGGUGGGAGGUGGCCAAGAUAAUUGCCCAGGAAAGAGCUGAUGAGCUGGACGAUGAGUCUGCCGGUGCAAAGGAGUCUGGGCAGGAAGCUGUUGAAGUAGAGUCAGGCAGGGAGAAAGAGUCAGGCGGCCCAAAGGAGGACAACAACCAAGCAGAGUCAAUGCCCGAACCAGAUCAAGAUGGCGAAAAGGGCUAUAGAUCGAGUUCUUGCGGGUCAGGUAGCGACUUCGGCGAAACUGAGGAGGCGAAGGCACGUCAACGUGAAUGGGCUCGCAAAAACCGGGGACGGGGCCAUGAUGAGAUGGAUACCGCGGAAGAGGAGGCUGAUGAUGAGAAGAGGAUGAGCAGGACAGGCGUCGAAUGA